GCAAGCCAAAUAACAUGGAGUCCAGUGUCUGGCAUCUUCCAGGGAUCCAUGCGAAAAACCUGAGCAGCGAUUAAAAGAGCAACUUUGUCCCCAGGAGCGGCGAAAGCCUCCGCGGGGCGUCGAGUCGGAGCGUAAAGGCUUCAGUUCCGUCCUUAAACUAUGACGAAGGGAGCUUAAACAGCCUGCUUCCUCUGCGAGCCGCAAACCAGGCCGAUUUCUAAGAAGAGGAGACAGCACAAUGUAGGCCGGCUGGUCAUCAGUGGGACUCCAUACUGAUCUCUGGGGGACCAUGGAGCCAGGAGGGCAACCCCGCACCCCAGGGACCAGCUAUGGGCUCCCAGCCUUUGACUCCGCACAAAAUUCUGACUCCUUCCUCAGCUGCACCUUACAGUCCUCAUGUUCUCCAGACGUGAGCGAUGGCCCCAUGUCUGCCAAACGCUCCUGGACCCCGGCUGGAGAUGAGGGCCCCGAGAAAGCUGAGGCCUCAGACCCGGGGAGGAGCGCACAGAGGAGAUUCAGGUCCUCAGCCUUUCCCUCCUCCCUAAGCUGGGACUCUGACUCUGAGAAGGAAACACUCGAUGAGGAGGAGCUACAGCACUUUUCUAACCCUCAUGGUCUAGCUGCUCACAGCCCAGGAUCUCCUUCUGCUGGACUCAGACUUGAUAGUGAAGAGGACCAAGAGCCUGAAAAAUGGCCACUUCUGCACAGCAAAACUGACUCACCAGCUCCUGAAGAGGAGCACAAUAUCAACAACAACAAUGAGAGCACAAAGACAGACGAGCCAAAUACAUCCCAGCUCUGCCAAACAGAAUUGUCAGACAGCAAAGUCUGGAAUGUAUCUGAGGGAGCCGAGCUGUUUCUGUCCAAAGUUAAACCAAAGGACGGUUGCCAAACAGACGAGAAAGAGGAGGAGGAGGAGGCAGACAAUAGAGAGGACGAGAAAAAGCCCAGGGGAAAAGAAACUAAGGAGCCGGAGAGAGAUGUGUACAGCUUCCCUGGAGACUCAGACCCUGAGAGCCCCCCUCCUGCACCCUGGGCUCAUUGCACAUUCAUCCAGCGGUGCAGGAAGAAGAGGGUGCUGCUCAGGCCUUUCUCCGGUCUCGGCACCUUAAAACGCUCUUCAUCUGCGAGCGGCAAACGGGCAAGAGCGAGUCCUCAGAAAUCUGCUGAUCCGACUCAGCUGGACGGAGGUGGAGGGGUUUACGAUUUUGAGGGUUUUGAAGCAGUGGAUGAACCAAUUAAAUUCAGAGACAGAGGAGGGAAGGAAGACGAAGAGAGCGGGGUCAUGCAAGGUAAAGAAAUCUUCACUUGUGUUGAAUGUAGCAUUUACUUCAAAAAGCAGCAGCACCUGCAGGAGCACAUGGUCGAACACUGUCAGAAAGACACAGAUGGAGGAGGAAAUUCGGAAAAAGACGGGCGAUUUCAGUGUCUGGAGUGUGGAUGGAAUCUGCCAAGUCGCCUGGAGCUGGCGGACCACCACAGACGUCACCAGGAGUCCCGCGUGAAGAUCCUGGAGGAGAUUGAGAAGCUGAACGAGAGCGGUAAUGGUGCGGCGGUGAAGCAUUUAAGCUCAGACUUAGACGUUACACAAGAUGCAGGAACAACCUUGAUUACAGGCAAAUUGUCAGACCCAGAAAUAGUCACGUCUCCACCUCUUUCCCCACUUUCUGCAGCCGCUCUCGACUCUGACGCAACUCCUCCAAACUCAGCUCGAGCUGCAGCGCAGGCCCGCCGCCGCUUCGUCUGCACCAAGUGUAACUUCAGCACAAGGACCCCGCAGGCACUCGCCAAUCACUCCAAAACCCACAACAGAAAAAAACAGGCUCCCAAGGCUGACCCCGGUUCAUCGUCAUGCACUCUCUCCUGUGGUCUCUGUGCCUUUCAGACCUCGAGUCAAGCUCUAAUGAGGGAGCACCAGAAACUCGCUCACCAAGGACAUGUCAGCGGGUCGCAGGGUGAUGAAACCAGGCAGGUUUCGAGGUCUAAGGUCAGUGUUCGGUUUUCAAAGAGCAGCCAAGAUUCGGACCAUCUCUCUGGGUCGGAAUCAGAAACUCCCUUCAAUGUAUCUUCCGGCAAAAGCCAGGAAAAAGUGAGUGACUCUGAGGACUGCACGAUAACGGACAUCACUGCAGCACCGCCGAAGAGCCAGGUGGUCUUCAAGUGCGUGAGGAACCGGAGGUUCAGCCGCAGAGGGAAGACCUGGACCAGUAUGGUCAAGUUUCAUCCAAAUGCAGCGGAUGCUGAAGGGGUUCACAGGAAUGAUGAAGACAAGGAACAGGACAGAGAUGAGACUGCAGAGACUUCCCAACGUGAAGCAAACUCACCUGCGGAGGUGAAGCAGUCCAACAGAGCACGACUAAGCAAUGAUGAAUCCAUUGCAGAGCAGAGUGCUUCUCCUGAGAAGAGCGAGAAGAAGGAAGACGAGCUGGACGUAAAGAAAGACGGGAAAGUUUUCUUCCUGAGGAGGAGACACCGUGUUCCUGAGGCUCCCAUAGAGAUCGACAGCGAUGACGACGAGGACGACAUCGACGAGGAUAGCGUGCGACAUUUCCUCUCAGAGGACGUCCUGGAUGAAGACGACGAGGACAUGGAUGAAGAAGCAGAGACGAUGAAGAGCGUGGAGAGGAAAUGCCCCUACUGCCCUGAUCGAUUUCAUAACGGCAUCGGGCUCGCCAACCACGUGAGAGGACACCUGAACCGAGUGGGCGUCAGCUACAACGUACGUCACUUCAUUUCCCCUGAGGAAGUCAACGCAAUCGAGAAGAAGUUCUCCUAUCAAAAGAAGAAGAAGAAAGUGGCUAAUUUUGACCCGGACACGUUCAGCGUCAUGCACUGUGAGUUCUGCAGCGCCGGCUUCGACACCCGGGCCGGCCUGUCCAGCCACGCCCGCGCCCACCUCCGUGACUUCGGCAUCACCAACUGGGACGUCACCAUCUCGCCCAUUCACAUCCUGAGGGAGCUGUUCUCAAGCCGGCCCGACCUCGCCAUCCCCACGGAUCCUCCGAAAGAGGAAGGGGACGAGGGGGAGGACGAGGAGGAUGAGGAGAAGGAAGCAGAGGAGGAAGAGGGGGGAGUCAUCGAGGUGAAGUUGGAGGGGGAGAUGAGUGAAAUGACGCCGAGCGCUGAUGAUGAUGAUGAUGACGCAGGUUCUUCAGCGUCUCCUCAGCACUGCAAGAAGGAAGACGUCGAUGAAGAGCCUGAAGGUGAGGAGGACGGUACAGCUGAAGACGAGCAGGAUGGUGUGAGCCCGGGGAAAGCAGCGCUGUGCAGCGUGGACUCAGACAGCCCCUCUCCUGGGGAGGAUGCAGACUCUAAGGUCCACAGCUUGAAGUGUGAGGUGUGUGGAGCUCGGUUUGAGACCAAGCGAGGACUGUCUAUCCACGCCCGCUACCACCUUCGCCGGCUUGGCAUUGGUGUUUCAGAGAACAGCGGAGCCGCCAUCACCCUUCUCCACCAGAUCGCCAAGGAGCAAAACAUCAAGAACCGAAGCAGCCCGGUAUCUGUGCCUCUGUCAGCCAAGAACUCCUCCCCGACUGCUUCACAGAAAGAUGAGGUGUUAGACGACAUGGACGUGGACGAGAAGCCCAUCCCCCUUUCCAUCCUGGCCAAAGCCGCCAAGUCUGCGCCCCCUUCUUCCUCGUCCACGCCAACGUCUUCUCCAGGUGCCUCUCCGGCCCCGCCUCACUCUGGGUCACCUCCCUCGGUGGUGAGGAAAGCCCCCAUUUCCUCUCUGCUCCCCGUGUCUUCCCCCUUGCGCUCUCCGGAGCACAAGGCUGGGGGAAUGAAAAGUUUGACCGCCAGUCUCUCUUCGUCCAUCACGACCAAGCCACUCUGGGCCCCGGAGGACGACGAUGCUCCUCUCAAUCUCACUCUGGACGUCGACCCAAACAAAGACAUCGUGUGCCAGCUGUGCGGUGCCUGGUUUGAGACUCGUAAAGGUUUAUCCAGCCACGCCCGAGCCCACCUGCGGCACUUCGGCGUGGAGUACUCUGAAUCCAAGGGCUCUCCCAUCGACCUCCUGCACCAGCUCAUGGACAGCGAUGACUUCAAGCACAAAGCGGGAUCGCUGCCGCUUGAUGACCACACAGAACCACACGGCCUCACCUCCACCCUCUCCUCCCCGAAGCACUCCUCCCUGCUGAACCUCUCCUCCUCUUCCUCCACCUCUUCCUCCCUCCUCUAUAAGGUGACCACGGCGGGGGGUGGGUCCACAUCCAAAGCUACCUCUUCCUCUGCCUCGGCGUUACUGGGCCCACCCGCCAAGCGUCCCAAAUCUUCCUCCAUGAGGGUCUUCCGCCUGAGCAACGGGGAGCUCAUGGCCCUGCCACACAAUGAACCUCCAAAGGAAAUCGGCUGUGAGUUCUGUGGCGAGUACUUCGAGAACCGUAAAGGCCUCUCCAGCCACGCCCGCUCCCACCUCCGUCAGAUGGGCAUCACCGAGUGGUCCGUCAACGGCUCUCCCAUCGACACCCUGAGGGAAAUCAUCACCAGACGGGGUCUGCCUUGUGCUCUUCCUCUAAAACCUCUAAAAACUCCUCCUCCGUCCUCCCCCGGACCUCCUCGCUCCCCUCUGUCAGCCUCCUCUUCCCCCUCUGCCUCCCUCCUUGGUCGUCUACCCUUCGCCUUCGCACGCCCUUCCAGUCCUCCUCCUUCCGCCGCUUCUAAAUCCAGCUCAGCCCCGCCGGCGGCGUCCAGCGGACUGAUCCUGAAGCUGAAGCCCGAGCCGGUGCAGUUGGAGGUCACGGCGCCCGGAGCUGUGGGGAAGUCUGCAGGACUCACCAGUGAACCCCUCGGCUGGAGCAACUCUGACAGCGUGUUCCCUCUUAACCUGGCCAUGUCCAACGACGUGGAGCCGACUCGGGACAUCCGCUGCGAGUUCUGUGGCGAGUACUUCGAGAACCGUAAAGGCCUCUCAAGCCACGCCCGCUCCCACCUCCGUCAGAUGGGCAUCACCGAGUGGUCCGUCAACGGCUCGCCCAUCGACACCCUGAGAGAGGUUAUGCACAAGAGAAGGGCCGGCCCCUCCUCCGUCUCGGACCAGGGGGUGAAGAAGGAGUCGAGCCAGGGAGCGAACAGUCCUCCGUGGGAGACCACGGCGAGCUUCAGCAGCUCUGAGGGUCACAGCGUUUCAGCCUUCCAGUCCUCCAAAUACAGAAAAUCUCCUCUGAGUUUGUUACAGUCGGGGUCUCGACUCCACAAACAGGGUCUGACGUCUGUUAGCGCAUCUGGAGGGAAGUUCUUCUCCAGGAUGUCGACGCUGGGAAAACGGCCGCUGUCAGAGGAGAGCCAAUCAGCAGGGACCGGCCAGUCUCCGACACAUCAGCUGAAGACUUUCUCACCUGUGCCGCAUGACUACUCCUACAAGAGGAAACCCUCCCCGGAUAAACCCGGACACCAGGAUCCCAGCUGUGAGCUGUGCGGCUUCUUCUUCGAGAACCGUAAAGCUCUGGCCAGCCACGCGCGAGCCCACCUGAGGCAGUUCGGUGUGACCGAGUGGUGCGUUAAUGGCUCCCCCAUCGAGACGCUCAGCGCCUGGAUGCGCAGCAGGCCUCAGAAGGUGUUGGAGAUGCAUCGUAGCUACAUGCAGGGCAGCCGCUCCACCCUGAAGAAGAAGUCCUCCUCCUCCCAUUGGUCCUCCUCAUCUUUGGCUGUCGGUCUGGUGCGGCCGCUGAGUCGUGAGGUCAGCCACAGCUCUUCCAAGACGGCCGAGGAUGACGCUGAUAACAACCUGCAGGGCUCUUCCAUCAGAUCUGGAGGCAGCAGUCCCAGUCCAUCACGGCUCGCCGGUGGCCUCCCGCUGCAGGCACAGGUGGCACGCAGUGAGCUCAACGUCCGCCUGCCCAGAGGUUUUGAACGUCGGCCGUUGAAGCACCCGUCUCUUUCUGAAGGAACAGAGAGGGACAGCGGCCCCCCGAAGCCUCCACGCACAAGCACCGUCCCCGCCCUGGUGCCCAAACCCCCGUCCUACCCGCUGGUCAAACUGGUGGGGAAGUUCUACACCCUGAAGUGCCGGUUCUGCGAGGUGGAGUUUCACGGCCCGCUGUCGGUGCAAGAGGACUGGAUCAGACACCUCCAGCAGCACAUCCUCAACAUGAACUACAACAAGCCUGCUGCUCCUAAAGAAGCCUCCGCUGGCCCCCCCGCCUCGACCGAAGACGCCCCCGCCCCGGUCCAGGCCUCCACCUCUACCUCCAGCACCGCCUCCACCCCGACCCGCACCUCAGCUCCUAACAGCAGCUCCCCCACGCCUCCUUCCGAGUCUGCUCCGCCUUUCACUGCCACAAAGAUUGUAAAGGUCUCUGAGGAGCAGCCCGCCCCGUCUCCGGCUCCACUCCCCCUCCCCGCCCAGACGGUGUGAGCUCAGAGUCGUUCCUCCAUCGCGCCUCCUUCAGUUUUUUUUUUUUUCUUUCUCGUCCAUCUGUUUCUUUCCUUCGGCCUUCGCAGAGUGUUGUCGAGGAGGAGUGUUUGCCCUCCAAAGAGCCCUCUGAGCACCUUUGAAGCAGCUUUCCAGACUGUUACUAAGUCCCGUUACCAUGGGAACCAAGCUCUCCUGGCUUACCUGUGCACCAGGGACAGACGAUUGUGGGAAGAGUCCAAGGUUAUGAGACGAAAAGAACCAAUGAUUUGUUGUUUUUUUUGCCUUGUUUCGAUUGAAUGUCCAGGUGAUUGUGGGAACAGUUCACUGGCUGAUUCAAGCGUUAAUGUAGCCCUUUAUCAAACACCCUCCUCCCCAUUUUUAUUACAUUUAUGCCCCCUCUCUCCCCUUGUUCCCCCGUUAUUUACCCUCCUUAGACCAAAGAGAGUCUGACCACUUCUGUCAGUACACUGGUAGCUGUGGUUUUAGCCUCUCGCACUGCAAAAACUCCAGUCUAAGCAGGCAUAUCUGUUAACAUAUCUCAUCACUCUUAAUCUAAAGCUCACUCACCUGACCAGCCAAGAUAAACCCCUUAUUUCAAGGAAUGAAGAGAAAAAAAAAUAAGACCUGAAUGCAAUUUUCAAAUUGCAGGAGAUGCAAAGAUUAAUUUAAAGUACCAUUUUACAACCCAAAUUCCAAAAAGUUGGGGAGCUGUGUAAAAUGUAAAAAAAAACUGAAUGCAAAUCUCACAAACCCAUAUUUUAUUAACAAUAUAACGUGAUAAAAACUGAGAAAUUUUACCAUUUCAUCCAUUUGCUGAAAGGAAUAAGAUUUGCAUUGCUUACUUUUUAUUUGCAUGCUACACAGCGCCCUAACUUUUUUGGAACUGGGGUGGUGAUGUAAGUAUUUUGCAGCAGAGACGAUGCACAUUUGGAACACAGAUGUAAGCCAAACUAACUCCAACUACCAUGAUUCAGUGAAAGGCAACUCCCUCUCCCUUUGUUUUUGCAGAAAUUGCAAAGUAACGUACUCAUCAGCUGUUUGUACACUUUCAAAAAAAUUUUUCUUUUAAUUUAAGACGAGAAUUAUGGUAAAAAUGUCGCAUUUUGUCACAAAUCAUCAAAAUCAAAGCGUAAGUCAAAAUAAUCACAACUCAGUGUUUUUUCAGAAAUACUUCAUGGCAACCAAGGCUUUAUUUUUUUCUCCAUAUGCCUUGAAAUAAAACUUCUAUCUGGACUCUUUGGGUGAAUGUGGCUUAUGCUGAGGUCUGACUACACUAUGGUGGUGACUUUUGCUGGUCUUAACCACUUGACAGACUAAACAAUGGUCCCUGACCAUCAUGACUUUACAAAAAAAUGUUUUUUUAUUUUGAUUCAAGAAAUUCAAAAUCUAUAGAAGCCCAUUUACGCCAAAUAAAGGAAAAAAUGCACAAGUAAGGUAAUUCUUGGAAAAAAAUCUAAGUCAUAAUUGUGAGAUUAAAAUUGAUAACUAUGACUUUAAAAAAAAAGUCAAAAUUAUAAGAUAAAAAAGUCAUAAUUGUUGUAUAAAAAGUCAAAAUUAGUAGUUUAAAAUUAUGAGAUAAAAAAAGUCAUAAUUAUGAGAUAAAAGAGUUGAAAUAAUGGGAUGAACAAAUUUAAAAUUAUUGGGAAAAAAUUCGAAGUUAUGAGAUAAAAAAAUUAUGGGAUUGAAAGUCAUAAUCCAGAGAUAAAAAAGUCGAAAUUUUGAGAUAAAAAAGUCGAAAUUUUGAGAUAAAAAAGUCAUAAUUUUGAGAUAUAAAAGUCUCUAUUUUGAGAUUAAAAUCCUGAAAUUAUGAG
Cheilinus undulatus (humphead wrasse) is the source of this 8169-nucleotide messenger RNA. Its product is annotated as protein Wiz-like. NCBI's taxonomy places the organism in Eukaryota, Metazoa, Chordata, Actinopteri, Labriformes, Labridae. Gene Ontology annotation, biological process: regulation of transcription by RNA polymerase II. Gene Ontology annotation, molecular function: DNA-binding transcription factor activity, RNA polymerase II-specific; RNA polymerase II cis-regulatory region sequence-specific DNA binding. The coding region runs from base 290 to 6358 and encodes 2022 amino acids. The record is from RefSeq and is a predicted model, not a curated record. Gene Ontology annotation, cellular component: nucleus. The transcript is spliced from 17 exons.